Messenger RNA from Gaeumannomyces tritici R3-111a-1, 2566 nucleotides. RefSeq names its product manganese lipoxygenase. NCBI's taxonomy places the organism in Eukaryota, Fungi, Ascomycota, Sordariomycetes, Magnaporthales, Magnaporthaceae. Bases 120 to 1976 code for a protein of 618 amino acids. Gene Ontology annotation, biological process: lipid oxidation. The record is from RefSeq and is a predicted model, not a curated record. The transcript has 2 exons. Gene Ontology annotation, molecular function: metal ion binding; oxidoreductase activity, acting on single donors with incorporation of molecular oxygen, incorporation of two atoms of oxygen.
UGCAUCAGCACCAUCAUGAUUUCCCUUUACCUCUAAGGCAUUUGUGCAGUAGUUCGCUCGUUGUUUGCUUCUUAGCCCGGUAGACGCUCACGACCAAGGCUCCACCUUCGCUCGACGAAAUGCGCUCCAGGAUCCUUGCCAUAGUCUUCGCGGCACGCCAUGUGGCAGCGCUGCCACUCGCUGCCGAAGACGCUGCGGCGACGCUGUCUUUGACGUCCAGCGCCUCCAGCACCACCGUGCUCCCGUCUCCGACCCAGUACACGCUGCCCAACAACGACCCCAACCAGGGGGCACGCAACGCCAGUAUAGCUCGGAAGCGGGAGUUGUUCCUCUACGGCCCAUCCACUCUCGGGCAGACGACCUUCUACCCUACCGGAGAGCUGGGGAACAACAUCUCGGCCCGCGACGUGCUACUUUGGCGCCAAGAUGCGGCGAACCAGACGGCAACGGCGUACCGCGAAGCCAAUGAGACGUUUGCAGAUAUUACCAGCCGUGGCGGUUUCAAAACGCUCGACGACUUUGCGCUCCUCUACAAUGGUCACUGGAAGGAGUCGGUUCCGGAGGGCAUAUCGAAGGGCAUGUUGAGCAACUACACCUCGGACCUUCUCUUUUCCAUGGAGCGGCUGUCCUCCAACCCUUACGUCCUCAAGCGCCUCCACCCAGCCAAGGACAAACUGCCGUUCAGCGUCGAGAGCAAGGUGGUGAAGAAGCUGACGGCCACCACGCUUGAGGUGCUCCACAAGGGCGGCCGCCUGUUCCUCGUGGACCACAGCUACCAGAAGAAGUACACCCCCCAGCCAGGACGGUACGCCGCGGCCUGCCAGGGGCUUUUCUACCUGGACGCGCGGUCCAACCAAUUCCUGCCUCUGGCAAUCAAGACCAACGUGGGGGCGGACCUGACGUACACGCCCCUCGACGACAAGAACGACUGGCUGCUGGCCAAGAUCAUGUUCAACAACAACGACCUGUUCUACUCCCAGAUGUACCACGUGCUCUUCCACACGAUCCCCGAGAUCGUGCACGAGGCCGCCUUCCGGACGCUGAGCGACAGGCACCCGGUCAUGGGCGUGCUCAACCGCCUCAUGUACCAGGCCUACGCCAUCCGGCCCGUGGGCGGGGCUGUGCUCUUCAACCCCGGCGGGUUCUGGGACCAAAACUUUGGCCUGCCCGCCUCGGCCGCCAUCGACUUCCCCGGCUCCGUGUACGCGCAGGGCGGGGGCGGGUUCCAGGCCGGCUACCUGGAGAAGGACCUGCGGAGCCGGGGGCUGGUCGGCGAGGACAGCGGCCCGCGGCUGCCGCACUUCCCCUUCUACGAGGACGCGCACCGCCUGAUCGGGGCGAUCCGGCGCUUCAUGCAGGCGUUCGUGGACUCGACGUACGGUGCCGACGACGGCGACGACGGGGCGCUGCUGCGCGACUACGAGCUGCAGAACUGGAUCGCCGAGGCCAACGGGCCGGCGCAGGUGCGCGACUUCCCCGCGGCGCCGCUGCGGCGGCGCGCACAGCUGGUGGACGUGCUGACGCACGUGGCCUGGGUCACGGGCGGGGCGCACCACGUCAUGAACCAGGGCUCGCCCGUCAAGUUCUCGGGGGUGCUGCCGCUGCACCCGGCGGCGCUGUACGCGCCCAUCCCGACGACCAAGGGCGCCACCGGCAACGGGACGAGGGCGGGCCUGCUGGCGUGGCUGCCCAACGAGCGGCAGGCCGUGGAGCAGGUCUCGCUGCUCGCGCGCUUCAACCGUGCGCAGGUCGGGGACAGGAAGCAGACGGUGCGCGACGCCUUCGCCGCGCCCGACCUGCUGGCCGGCAACGGGCCGGGGUACGCGGCGGCCAACGCGAGGUUCGUCGAGGACACGGGCCGUAUAAGUCGCGAGAUGGCGGGCAGAGGGUUCGACGGCAAGGGCCUCAGCCAGGGCAUGCCGUUCGUCUGGACCGCGCUCAAUCCCGCCGUCAACCCUUUUUUCCUAAGCGUCUAAAAGGCCUGGCCAAAGCUCAGCUAAUUGUGGAUUCGGUGUCAAGGCCUGUCGCCCUCGGCGACCUGAGACGGGAGAUGGGGUUUAUGAAGAGCGAGGAUGGACAUUGGAGGUAUGGGUGGUAAUUAACAGCAUGUGGAGGGAGGGCUACACGAGCCAAACUCUGUAAUGGAUGGCCACCAGCUGCUAGUCAGCAGUUCCCACAUUCCCCAGAAUCACGGCUACCGAAUCGAAUGUUCACAGCACCCGACUUUCCAUGCAUAUGUUCAUGUCGCCGGCCUGGUUGCUUGCAUGCAUCCACGUGCGUGCCUGGCCAUGCGAGCCAUGCGAGCAGUAGCCCUGGCGACGCCAAGGGGGGACAAAGCAGGCAGUGAUGGAGGAUGGUAACAACCAUAAUGUACUUUAGUCUGGAUGCAAGUCCGUGGCUAGGGAGGAAAAAGGACGUGUCUCGCCCGCAGGAGGUAGGGCGCGGACUUUUUGGCGAGGCUGAUCCACCCCGAGCUUUUCCAAAUGAAGUCAUGACCUUGGCAUAAAAUGUCUCUCACAGUCGUCGAUAGAUGUCAAACAAAAGCCAAAUGCACGGAAGUAUUGGG